Aspergillus viridinutans is the source of this 510-nucleotide messenger RNA. Its product is annotated as sucrase/ferredoxin-like domain-containing protein. Lineage: Eukaryota; Fungi; Ascomycota; Eurotiomycetes; Eurotiales; Aspergillaceae. The record is from RefSeq and is a predicted model, not a curated record. The coding region runs from base 1 to 510 and encodes 169 amino acids. The transcript has 2 exons.
AUGAAAUGUCCCAAAAACGUCAAGAUCGACUCCACCCUUCCUAUGUACGGAUUCAUCAAAGAGUUCCACGCCCACGUGCUUGUUGCGACGGGCAAACAAGACUGGAUUCCCAAGGUCGAACAAGAAGAUGGGAGCUUAAUGAAGGCGUUCAAAUCGGACGCUAAAUCAAAAUUUGGGCGUAUCAUGGUCUCUGCCUCCAACCUCACUCUACCAGGAGGAGAGGCGCCGGAUAACUGCAGCAAGACAACGAUCCUCGUGCUGCCAUCGUUUACCUUUGUGGACGACGUUUCUUACUCAGAUGUGCAGCACGUUGUCGAGACCUUUAUUGACGUGCCACCAGAAAAUCCAACCGAGUCCCUCAGCAGUCCACGAUUGAACUCUCGACCAUGUCCACAUGACUACGUAGUCUUGCUGUGCUCGCACAAGCGGCGCGAUGCGCGCUGUGGAAUCACGGCGCUGCUGAUUAAAAAGGAAAUGGGCCGACAUCUACGCAGACAUGAUCUCUACUGA